GGAGACUAUAAACGGGCACAAGCUUCUCCUUCCAAAAUAUUUCCACACUUCGUCGUCUUCGCCUCUCUACGUUGGCUUCCCAUACUUCUCCACUAAGGAAAUCGAUCGUCAUCAGCAGCCAUGGGUGUAGAGGGGGGAAUGAAAUGUGUCAAGUUCCUGCUUUUCUUUUUCAACUUUAUCUUCUGGAUAUGCGGUCUGGCACUGAUUGUCGUGGGAAUACUGGUUCAGUUAGCUUUGCACAAAACCUUCAUGAUCCGUGAUGCGACGGCCUCGGGAGCUCCCAUCGUCCUCAUCGGCAUCGGUGUGGUGAUCUUCUUCAUCGCCUUCUUCGGCUGCUGUGGCGCCUGGAAAGAGAACUACUGCAUGGUCACCACGUUUGCCAUCCUCAUCUCUCUCGUCAUCAUUGUUGAGAUCGCCGCAGCUAUUGCCGGAUACAUCUUCAGAAACAAAAUCUCAACCGUGGUCCAGGACAGUCUCACUGAAAUGAUCACCAAGUACAACAACAGCUCAGCUGAAUUCAGAGACGCUGUGGACAAACUGCAGGAGGAUUUGAAAUGCUGCGGUGCCAACAGCUCCACCGACUGGAAACACUUCAAACCUGAUGGAACCUCAGUGCCUGACUCGUGCUGCAAGAACGUCACUGCAAACUGUGGAGCCAAGACCAUGACGGAUUCUGCCAAAGUGUACCAGAAGGGCUGCCACGAUGCUCUUGAAGCUUUACUGAAGAAAAACAUCCAGUGGGUGAUAGUCGCAGCACUCGUCAUUGCUUUCCUGCAGAUAAUGGGCAUCGUGUUCUCCUGCAUGCUGAUGAGAGGGAUCCGCAGCGGCUACGAAGUCAUGUGAUCGGUUGGUUUGGUGGGUCGGUCGUUGGGGGUCACUUAAUUGGGAGCUUAAUUUAGAGAAACAGUUCAAUAUUCUUGUCUCAUAACUACGACUGUAAUGCACAGAACAAUAUAUUUUCCCUCCACAUUGAUUUUGGUAUAUAUUUUCAUAGGCGAUCAGCAGUCUGAUACUUUUUAUGUUUAGAAGUACAAAAUGAUACGUAGAAGAGAUUAACGUUCACACUUUUAUGUCGGUGACAUAUUUUUCUUUUUUUUGGUUUUGAGGAAUUCUAACAUCUUUUUACUUUGCUGGAUCUGUUCAGAGCAGAGUUUUAAAUGUCUUGCUGGUUCUCAGUUUCUAUUUUUAUUAAAGACUCUU
This is a messenger RNA of Scomber japonicus (chub mackerel), 1200 nucleotides long. RefSeq names its product CD63 molecule (gene cd63). Gene Ontology annotation, cellular component: membrane. The transcript has 8 exons. The record is from RefSeq and is a predicted model, not a curated record. NCBI's taxonomy places the organism in Eukaryota, Metazoa, Chordata, Actinopteri, Scombriformes, Scombridae. The coding region runs from base 121 to 843 and encodes 240 amino acids.